ACAUGACGGCACGAACCAGUAACUCGAGGGCAGCCCACAGCAGGACGUCCUGUUUGUUAAUUAGUGUUCAGAUGUGGUGACUGUGAGUGUAAGUGUGAGUGUGUGGCCCAAGAGACUGUCAUUAUUCCACAACUGCUCGGUGCAAGAGGACACACAAUGACAAAAGACAACACUUACGAGCUCGAGGAUCCAGGACGGAGAAAUGGUGUUGAAAACCACGCUUUUGACAAUGAGGAUAUAUAUGACAACACUUUACCCACGGUACAUGAAGAAAGCCAAAGCCAAAGAAGCCAAAGCCAGCCAAAGAAGAGAGGGAAAAACUUUAAGUCGUACGUGAGCAAGGUUUCCAAGCCUCUUAAUGCUACAGAGGAUUAUGUCAGGGCUCACUCGCAAACCUUCAAAUACGUAAUUCUAGGCAUUCUCGGAGCAGGUUAUGUGGCGUACUUCAUCGCAGCGUGUGUGUUGGACCUGAAGAGGGCGACGGCUCUAGUGGUGCUCACGUGUUUGGCGAUCGUCAUCAAGUCUCUAGGGCUCCUGUACGAGUACAAGGGCGACAGCAUCAAGAGCUGCUUUGAGCCUGUGGUCAGCUGCUUGAGCUCCUACUUCAAAUGGAUCAAAUGGGCCUUCAUCCUGCUGGUGGUGGUGCUGUUCGUGGUGUGGAUCGCCAUAGACACCAGCGAACGUCCCGAGCAGCUCAUCUCGUUGGGGGGAGUGUGUAUGUUUGUCAUCCUCAUUUUCCUCUGCUCGGCGCACAGGACGGCGGUGAAGUGGAGACCCGUGUUUUGGGGCUUGGGGUUGCAGUUCUGUAUUGGUCUGUUUGUCAUAAGAACGAAUCCGGGGAAUGUCGCAUUCAAAUGGCUCGGGGACCAAGUGAAGAUAUUCCUGGAUUACACCAAAGCGGGAUCGUCGUUUGUUUUUGGAGAUCUCAUAGCGAAUAUCUUUGCAUUUCAAGCUUUGCCCAUCAUCGUUUUCUUCAGCAGCGUCAUGUCCAUCCUGUACUUCCUGGGCAUCAUGCAGUGGGUCAUUCUAAAGAUCUCGUGGGUGAUGCAGGUGACCAUGGGGACCUCUCCCACUGAGACCCUGAGCGUUGCUGGAAACAUCUUCGUGGGACAGACUGAGGCCCCUCUGCUGAUCCGGCCCUAUUUGAAAGAUAUGACCAAGUCUGAGAUCCACUCUGUGAUGACCGGGGGGUUCGCCACCAUCGCAGGAAGUGUCAUGGGGGCGUUUAUUUCAUUUGGGAUUGACGCCUCCUCCCUGAUCUCGGCGUCUGUGAUGGCGGCUCCGUGUGCGCUGGCCAUCUCCAAACUGUCAUUUCCAGAAACAGAGGAGAGUGUUUUCAAAUCUGACAAGAACAUUAAAGUGGAUUGUGGAAAUGAGCAGAAUAUUCUGGAAGCCGCCAGCAGUGGAGCGUCCGCGUCCAUCGGUCUCUGUGCAAACAUCGCUGCCAAUCUCAUCGCCUUUUUGGCCAUUCUGGAGUUCAUAAACAAAUCUCUUCAGUGGCUCGGGGGGAUGGUCGGAUACCCCUCCCUCACAUUCGAGCUCAUCUGCUCCUAUCUCUUCAUGCCAAUUGCGUUCAUGAUGGGUAUUCCGUACAAAGAAAGCUUCGUGGUGGCGCAGCUGCUUGGCACGAAGCUCUUUCUCAAUGAGUUUGUGGCCUACGAGAAAUUAUCCGCUCUGAAAAUCAACCGGCUGAAUGGACUUGAUUACAUUAUCGACGGAAAGUUACAGUGGAUUUCGGUGCGAUCGGAAACAAUAACAACUUAUGCUCUGUGUGGAUUCGCAAACUUCAGUUCGUUGGGAAUCGUCAUCGGAGGCCUCUCGUCCAUCUGUCCAACCAGAAGAAGUGACAUCUCCAGUAUUGUGCUGAGAGCCAUGAUCACCGGAACGUGUGUGUCGAUGGUCAAUGCGUGUAUAGCAGGAAUCCUGUUUGUGCCUCCCACGGACUGUGUCAAUGUUUUUCAAAACAACCCGUUUCAUGCGAACAUCAGUGACGUUGACACCUGCUGUACAGACCUCUUUAAAAGCACUGUUAAUAACGGCACUCUGAUAUUCAGCGGCAUCUGGGAAAACAUCCAAAACUCCACCAUCUAUUUCUCAGAAUGCUGUAGGUGCUGUAGCCUUUCAUUUGAGGCGCUUUGUAAAUAGAAAUUUUGUGAUAAAAUACAGUAUAUUUAUGAUACAAGCUAAUAUAUGUACAUUUUAAGCACACCUAUCUGCAUUAUUCCAGAUGUUCUAUGUGUUUCUAUGUUUUAUUUUUGUUUUUGUCGAUUACACCGUGUACAGAAAGAGUAUUUUGUAAUGAAUUAACACUCCUGCUUUAAAGAAAUGUACUUUUAUUACAAAAACAUGUUCUUGUCACUCAUUCACAUUCAUGUACAAACGGGUGCAUUCACAUUUGCACACACACGAGCAAAAAAGUGAGACUAAACAGAGACUAGAAGAGGACCAAACCAAGUCUACACCGGGACCACAGACUGUAUAAAGAAGUGGACUAUAUGAAUGUUCGACUCCAGUCAAAUGAAGCUCAUCGGGGCAAGACUUUAUAAGCAAGAAGUUGGAGCUCCAAGUUCCAUAUUGUAAAAUACCAAAUAAUAUCCGAGUUUAACUUAACAGCCGGGUGCAGGGGUAUAUUUUGAUAAAUAACCGCUGGAUCCAAAUAAACACAGAGUUUGUAUAGAAAGUCGCUUAUGCCGACACCCCCAACA
This is a messenger RNA of Boleophthalmus pectinirostris (great blue-spotted mudskipper), 2705 nucleotides long. It is a transcript of the gene slc28a1, whose product is annotated as solute carrier family 28 member 1. NCBI's taxonomy places the organism in Eukaryota, Metazoa, Chordata, Actinopteri, Gobiiformes, Gobiidae. The record is from RefSeq and is a predicted model, not a curated record. Gene Ontology annotation, biological process: nucleoside transmembrane transport. Gene Ontology annotation, molecular function: nucleoside:sodium symporter activity. Gene Ontology annotation, cellular component: membrane. The transcript has 18 exons. Bases 157 to 2145 code for a protein of 662 amino acids.